Camellia sinensis is the source of this 590-nucleotide messenger RNA. The record is from RefSeq and is a predicted model, not a curated record. Lineage: Eukaryota; Viridiplantae; Streptophyta; Magnoliopsida; Ericales; Theaceae.
ACGCCGGAAAAAAUAAUAGGAGCAAGCUACCCUACAAUCACACUAGUAGGUCGCGAUCUUUUCCGGCAGCGAUGAGUAUUGCGGUGAAGGAAAAUGGUGGAUUGUUGCCAGAUCUCUGUAAUUUCUACAAGGACACUCAUCAACACAAGAAGACAAAACAGUGGAUUGAUCCUAUAUGCGGUGAUUUACAUGAGCAAAUGACAAGGGUGCGGGAUGAGUCUAUCGAGGCUGGAACGCCGAUGAGGCAAGAGGAUAUAUCAAUAGUGGUUCUUGGUAAGAAGAAGGGAUACUUGAGAGGAUUUGGGGUUGGACCAAAGCCUUCUUCUUGUGAUACUGGGUUCUCUGCUGCAUCACAAGCACGUGACGAGCAAUUGAAAAGGCUUACAUCCGAGUUGGAGAUAAUGCGUGCGGAGCAGCAGAGCAAUUUUGAGGAGCAACAAAAAAAAGAAGAGGAGCAACAAACGAAAGAGGCAGAGAAUACAAGACAACGUGAGGAGAUGCAGCGCCAGCUUUUUGGACUUCAGAGCAUGUUGGCGCAAGUAUUGGAAAAUCGCAAUCCACCAAAUUCUCGACAAUAGAUAGUCAUGGUA